Messenger RNA from Nothobranchius furzeri (turquoise killifish), 2227 nucleotides. RefSeq names its product adaptin ear-binding coat-associated protein 1. Gene Ontology annotation, biological process: endocytosis. Gene Ontology annotation, cellular component: membrane; clathrin vesicle coat. NCBI's taxonomy places the organism in Eukaryota, Metazoa, Chordata, Actinopteri, Cyprinodontiformes, Nothobranchiidae. The record is from RefSeq and is a predicted model, not a curated record.
GAAUCACAAGCGCACCAUCUAAAACGGUGAAAAUGGCGCAGAGAGUAGAGUGCGCUCUUACGCCAUGAGUUACGGUUACGUUUCCGUUAACGCUGCACGGACACAAAAUUACCGCCACGAGCACCACCGGCUUACUCAGUCAAGAUGGCGACGGAGGGUCAGUUCGAGUAUGAGUCGGUGCUGUGUGUCAAACCUGAAGUCAGCGUUUACCGAAUUCCACCGAGGACAUCUAACCGGGCCAUCAGGGCUGCUGAUUGGAAGCUGGACGCUCCUGAUUGGACAGGGCGCAUGCGCGUGACAGCUCGGGGUAAAGUGGCCUAUGUGAAACUGGAGGACAAAAUUUCUGGGGAGCUGUUUGCCCAAGCGCCCGUGGAGGAGUACCCUGGCAUUGCAGUAGAAACAGUCAGUGACUCAAGUCGUUACUUUGUGCUUCGAAUCCAAGAUGACAACAGCCGUAGUGCAUUCAUUGGCAUUGGGUUUGGAGAUCGAGGAGACGCAUUUGACUUCAACGUUGCUCUUCAAGACCAUUUUAAAUGGGUAAAGCAAGAAAAUGAACUGACGAAACAGGCACAGGCUCCAGACUCCAUUCCUAAACUGGACCUGAGCUUCAAAGAGGGCCAAACGAUAACUUUAAAUAUCGGGCAAUCAAAGAAAAGGGACCGGUCUCGUCCACAAAGUUCAGGAGGUUUGGGCCUCCUUCCUCCUCCACCUGGUGGAAAACUGGCCCCGCCCCCUUCGUCCAGAUCUACCAAUCACAACACACAGCCAUCAGUGGGAGGAAGUGACACAGGUACUUUAUUAGACCUGGACUCCAGCAACUCCAACUCAGCGGCUCCGUUCAACCCCACCUCCACGGCCGGCUCCGACCUGUGGGGGGACUUUGACUCCGUGUCCCAGCAGUAAAAAAAAAAAAAAAAAAGACAUUUAUUCUGUUUUACUUCCUGUUUCCUCGCUGUAAAACCAUGCAGCACUUGUUGGGAAUUACUUUUCCCCAUUCUGGGGUCCCGCGUUUCUCCCUGCCGAGCAGGGUAACCCUCUGUCGUUUUAUGUUGCUCUGAAUUCCUCGCUGCAGAGUCUUGAACAGUAGAACGGGUAGAAGCUCGACUCAUCUCAGUAGAUCUCGGAUCUUUUUUCUUUGUUCUUUUCCCUCUUCCUCCUACCUGCAGCAGUGUAUUAGCUACUUGCUAUUGCUAGUCUACAUAUAGAUAUAUCAGAAGAUGCAUAAUCGUGUCCGUUACAUCUAAUUAAAUAUAUAAUAAAAUAGAUUUGUAUGUACAGAGAAGAUUUAUUUUAAAUGAGUGUAUAUAUGGGGUCAGUAGUUUCGUCGGUGAUGUGCCGUAGCUCGUUCUUCUUCGUGUCUCCAGCUGUGGGACUGACUUUAUGCACUGACCGCGUCUUUGUUAGUAAUUCAUAAAUUUCAGCGCUUAGGUUGUCUUGUGUUCAUUUGGGGUUAAUGUGAAGUUCACCACAAAAGGGGUUUGCUUACGAGUCCCAUCAGGCCGCAGCUCCUCGGCUCUUGUGGCCGCGCAGCUGCUCAACACAAACUCCGGUGGGGAUUGGGAGCGGGAGUCGAGCCUUCUGUAAAUCAAGACACGUUGACGUUGAAGCAUGGGAUGAGAGAGGGUGUUGGGAAACGAAGAAAUACUUUUAUCUUCACCUCAAGGGAAAGAGGAGAUUAUUUAUUCCAUGUUAUGUCAUUUCCACUCAGCACAGCUGUUUAAGCUGUGCCCGGUGAGUCACGGGGGUCGCGACCGCCGUUUCCUCUAAGAACAGCUCCGUCUCUGUUCGGUGAGUCUGAGGAAGACCUCGACUGCUUCAUGUAUUUAACAGGUGAUCAGGUAAUGCAUCUCAGCCAGAUUAACUGUGAACUUCAGUACAUUUAUUAUUUUGGUACGCAGGAAAAAGCAACCGAACCAAGCUAAUGUGUGUUUCCCGGACUGUUCUGUUGUGAUAUUAUGUAGUAAAUUAUGGAUUAAGUUUCACUUCUAUCACAUGCACGUGUGUUGGUGUGUGGUGAUGGAUGUUGCUUGGAGCACAAAAAAAAGUACGAGUGUUUGUUUAUUGUCUAAAUAUAUGCACUUGUCUCAGAUGUUACUAGUCGUUCAAACUGUAAACGUGUGGAAAUAAAUAUGCAAAGAAGAAAAUACAGAAAACACUCAUGACACAAGCAGCCAUGUUUGCUUUGGGGAGAGUAGAGUGGGGAAAAUAAACGUAGAAAUGCUCAGAA